UCGUUCUGUUUAUAUUCUUCUUCUCUUGGUCACUAAACUUUGUGCAGUGAACUCCACAGUUGAAGCCCGACGAGGGCAGCAGGAGAUCCGCUCAUUUUACAGGACAAGCACCGCAGAGACUCUCUGACGUGGAACCAUGCCUCUGCGGUUGGACAUCAAGCGGAAGCUGACCGCUCGGUCAGACCGGGUGAAGAGUGCAGAUCUGCACCCCACCGAGCCCUGGAUGGUGGCGAGCCUCUACAGCGGCACUGUGGUGGUCUGGAACCACGAGACACAGAUGAUGGUGAAAACCUUCGAGCUGUGUGACCUGCCUGUCAGAGUGGCCAGGUUUGUAGCCAGGAAGCACUGGGUCAUCGCUGGAGCUGAUGACAUGCAGAUCCGUGUGUUCAACUACAACACUCUGGAGCGGGUUCACAUGUUUGAGGCUCACUCUGACUACAUCCGCUGCAUCGUUGUCCACCCGACACAGCCCUACAUCCUCACCAGCAGUGAUGACAUGUUGAUCAAGCUGUGGGACUGGGACAGGAAGUGGUCGUGUGGUCAGGUGUUCGAGGGACACACUCAUUACGUCAUGCAGAUCGUCAUCAACCCCAAAGACAACAACCAGUUUGCCAGCGCCUCUCUGGACAGAACCAUUAAGGUGUGGCAGCUCGGCUCCAGGACUCCCAACUUCACUCUGGAGGGCCACGAGAAGGGGGUGAACUGCAUCGACUACUACAGCGGAGGAGACAAGCCCUACCUCAUAUCAGGGGCCGACGACCGCAUGGUCAAGAUCUGGGAUUAUCAGAACAAAACAUGUGUUCAGACCCUGGAGGGUCACGCCCAGAACGUGACCUGCGUUAGUUUCCAUCCGGAGCUGCCGAUCAUCCUCACGGGCUCAGAGGACGGCACCGUUCGAGUGUGGCACUCCAACACCUACCGGCUAGAAAACACACUCAACUACGGCAUGGAGAGGGUGUGGUGUAUAUGCGGCCAGCCGGGCUCCAACAGUGUGGCUUUGGGCUACGAUGAAGGCAGCAUCAUCAUCAAGCUGGGUCGGGAGGAGCCGGCCAUGUCCAUGGACUCCAGUGGGAAGGUCAUGUGGGCUCGCCACUCCGAGGUGCAGCAGGCCAACCUGAAGGCCAUGGGAGACGCUGAGAUCAGGGACGGAGAGAGGCUGCCGCUGGGGGUAAAAGACAUGGGCAGCUGUGAGAUCUUCCCACAGACCAUCCAGCACAGCCCCAACGGGAGAUUUGUAGUGGUGUGUGGAGAUGGGGAGUAUAUCAUCUACACCGCCAUGGCCCUGAGGAACAAGAGCUUCGGCUCCGCUCAAGAGUUCGUCUGGGCUCACGACUCCUCACAGUAUGCCGUACGGGAGGGAAGCAGUAUGGUCAAACUAUUUAAGAACUUCAAAGAGAAGAAGGCUUUUAAACCCGAGUUUGGGGCUGAAGGUAUCUUUGGUGGCUUCUUACUGGGCGUGAGGUCAAACAGCGGCCUGGCCUUCUACGACUGGGAAACUGGUGAACUGAUCCGCCGCAUCGAGAUCCAACCUAAACAUAUCUUCUGGUCUGACUCUGGGGAGCUGGUGUGUAUCGGUACAGACGAGUCGUUCUUUGUGCUGCGCUACCUACAAGAGAGAGUGGCGGCGGCCCAGGAGUCCAAGGAGGAGAUAACGGAGGACGGGAUAGAGGGCGCCUUCGAGGUGCUGGGGGAGGUCCCAGGGGUGGUGAAGACAGGGGUUUGGGUGGGAGACUGCUUCAUCUACACCAGCUCUCUUAACAGACUGAACUACUACGUCGGAGGAGAGAUCAUCACCAUUGCUCACCUGGACAGGACCAUGUACUUGCUGGGCUACAUCCCCAAGGACGACCGUCUCUACCUCGGAGACAAGGAGCUGAACGUCAUCAGCUACUCGCUGCUGCUGUCGGUGCUGGAGUACCAGACCGCCGUCAUGAGGAGGGACUUCAGCACGGCGGACAAGGUCCUACCCACAAUCCCCAAGGAGCAGAGGACCAGGGUGGCCAACUUUUUGGAGAAACAGGGCUUCAGACAGCAGGCCCUGGCUGUUUCCACUGACCCAGAACACAAGUUUGAACUGGCCCUGCAGCUGGGAGAGCUCAAGAUAGCCCAUCAACUGGCCUCGGAGGCAGAGUCAGAGCAGAAAUGGAAGCAGCUGGCAGAGCUCGCGACUACAAAGUGCCAGUUCAGCUUGGCUCAGGAGUGCCUGCACCAGGCUCAGGAUUACGGGGGAUUAUUGCUGUUGGCCACGGCCUCGGGCAACGCCGACAUGGUGGGCAAACUGGCUGAGGGGGCGGAGAAGGAUGGGAAGACCAACGUGGCCUUCCUCACCUACUUCCUGCAGGGAAGGUUGGACAAAUGUCUGGAGCUUCUCAUCGAAACAAAUCGGUUGCCAGAGGCUGCAUUUCUGGCAAGAACAUAUCUGCCCAGCCAUGUGUCAAGGGUGGUGAAGCUGUGGAAGGAGAGUCUGUCCAAGGUGAACAAGAAGGCAGCAGAUGCUCUGGCUGACCCCUCCCAGUACAGCAACCUGUUCCCUGGCCUCCAGCAAGCCCUGCUGGCUGAAGAGUACCUGAAGGAGUCUCAUGUCGUGGUCAGGCCUGCUGCAGAAUACCCACUCAUCAUGCCAAAUGAGGACCGUCAUGUUCUGGAGGAAUCUGCAGGUUUUGCAUCCAAAGGAGAGAUCACUGGGCCAGAGGGAGAGGUGAAGAGCAUCAGUGAAAGCGUCAUGGUAGCAGCAGCAGCAGCAGCAGUGACGGAGGCUCCACCUCCAGAAACAGCAGUCGUGGAGGAACCUGUUCUACUGAAACAAGAAGUUAUUGAUCCUGUUUCAGCAACAGAAGAAGAAGAAUCCAUCCCACCAGCAGCAUCCCCUCUGCCUGUCACCGUAACAGAAGAACCACAGCGAGCAGAAUCUGUGUCUUCUGAGGAAGACACCAUCACUAAACCAGAGGAGGCUUCAGUCUCUGUACAGGAAGACAUCGCGGAGUCCACCACAGAGGUUGCCCCCGGAGAGCCAGAGAUGGUACAGUUCAGUCUCGUGGAAAAUGUCAAAUCAUCAGUUGAGACAGAUGUUCAGGAAGCAGCUGAUGCUGCGCCGGCUGCCUGUAUAUCUGAAACAUAUCUAAUCGAGACAUCAGAAACCAUCACGACAACAACAUCAGAAACCAUCACGACAACGGGAGAAACACUGAGUGAGACAGUGGCAACAGAAACCAUAGCAACAGAGGACGUCCUAGUUAGCACUGAUCUAAUAGUUGAUACCGAUGUAAUGGAAUCUGUACCCGUUUAUGAAGGACUGGAAACCGAUAUCAUCUCCUGGGAAGCACCAACCAUCGUAGAUACAGCAGCAGAGGAGACUCAUGUUACUGAGGAACUGGUUUCAGAAACGGCAGCGUUACCCGCAGCGGUGGAGGAGCUCAUCUCCUUUGAAAACACAGCCAGUCCGGUGCAGCAUGUGCUGGCGCAAAUCCCAACUUUUGCAGAUUUUUCCUUCGACCCACUGCUAGACCCACUCCAGGAUACAAUGCCAGCAUUGAAGCCAGUCUCAGCACAAGAGCCAGAACAAGAGGAACCAACCACAGCACUCCCAGUAAAGCCUGAGGAGAACCUGGAGCCUGCUGUGCUUCUACAGGUUGAGCCAGAGGUUUUAUCCCCAGUAAAGAGCAACGUGAAGGAGGAGGAGGAGGAGGAGGAGGAGGAGGCAGGUCCUGAGGGAGCUGCACAGGACCUCGAUGCAGAUAUAGAUGAGGAGGGCCUGGAUGAUCUGGAUCUGGACAAUUUUGACCUGGAAGAUAUCGACACUACAGAUGUCAACCUUGAUGAGGAUUUCUUGAGUGAAUAGACAAACUUUUCUGUUGUUUUUUUUUCAGUGACCAAAGAACUCAAACGGUUUUCCAAGACAAUCACAAGCGGUUAGCAGACUAAAAUGCCUCUAAGCUUAAGUAACAAGCAUUUGCUUUCUUGGUUGCGGACUGAAAUAGUCAAAAUUAUUCCAAGGUACACCUCCAAGAAGGCAGAAAUUAAACCGCAGCCUUAUCAAUUUAUGCAAGUCUCAUCGGUUUACAAUGAAAAUCCAUGAGUUAACAUCUGACUGCAUGAAAACGAAUGGGGCAUUACUCUCAGUACCUCUUCUUCUUCCUCAUACCUCACACAGCGUGACACUGCUGUUGAUCAGGGUGUUGUCUAAGCCAUUGAGGAUCUCUUCCAGUUUGAAUAUUGCUUUCAUUCCUGAAGUGAACCAUUUAUUUUCUCGAUCAUUCCUGCUGGAUUUUUAGCUAAUCAGAGCAGUAUUUUUGAAUUUCCAUCUGAUAAGAGUCAUGAUUUUUAUAAAUAGUAUGCAUUCAGAAGUGUUGCAACAAGCCUACGAUUUGGACUA
This is a messenger RNA of Sebastes umbrosus (honeycomb rockfish), 4372 nucleotides long. RefSeq names its product coatomer subunit beta'-like. Gene Ontology annotation, cellular component: COPI vesicle coat. Gene Ontology annotation, biological process: intracellular protein transport; endoplasmic reticulum to Golgi vesicle-mediated transport; intra-Golgi vesicle-mediated transport. Lineage: Eukaryota; Metazoa; Chordata; Actinopteri; Perciformes; Sebastidae. The record is from RefSeq and is a predicted model, not a curated record. Gene Ontology annotation, molecular function: protein binding; structural molecule activity. The coding region runs from base 137 to 3838 and encodes 1233 amino acids. The transcript has 22 exons.